AUGGACCAGGCCAAUAAGUUGCAAUACCAACAAUCGGUUGAGAAGUACCUUGAAAGAAACAAAGUUUAUCACAUCUUCGAAGAUCUACUUAAAUCCUUGAUCAUCAAAAAACCUGAAGAUCCCAUCUAAUUUCUCAUCAAUAAACUAUAAGAACCAGAAACCAAAAAAAUCUUUGUGGUUGGUCCUCCUGGAUCCAAAUUGAGAGAAUUAUCACUUACAUUGGCAGAUUAUUUGAAUUUUCAUAUUGUUUCUAUUGGAGAUCUGAUUGAAAAGGAGCUAAGCAAAAAGUCCGAAUUAAGUCAAUAAAUCUAAGAAUCUUUGGACAAAUUCUAAUAUGUGAGUGAUGACAUUGUGAUCAAUAUAGCACUUAACCAAAUCAACCAUUUGGAAAAUGAAAAGAAAAGUUACAUUUUCGAAGGGUUCCCCAAAACCAGAGUCCAAGGUUUAGCACUUCAAAAAGAGGGUAUAAUACCUGAUGCAUUUCUUAUUUUGGAAAUGUCAUAAGAAAAGGUUUAUCAAUGCUGUCUCAAGAAAUUAGACACAGAACCAUUCAAUAAACUAAACAAUAAAGAGGAUUUGGUUAAAUCACAUUCUUUGGAAUACUAAUUGAAUUUGAAAUAAGUCAAAGAAAUUUACAAAAAUUAGUAUUUUUCAGUCGAUGGAGAAAAAAACUAUGAAUUAGAGGAUAUGGCAUAAUUAUUGAAGUACAAACUCUAUGAUAAUGCUCCAAAGAGAGCUCUUAGAAUAGUUGUCAUUGGACCUCCUGGAUCUGGGAGAUCUACAUUAGCUAAGAAAUUGUCAGGCAAAUAUGGAUUUGUAUAUGUAUCAACAAGGGAAUUGAUUUCAAAUUUGGUAAAUUAGAAAGGAACAACAGGAAAAGAGGCAUUUGAGAAAGUAAACAAAGGAGAUCUUGUAGAAGAUAGAAUUGUCAAUGCUCUAAUUAAAGAGAGAAUCAAUUAGACCGAUUGUUAAUUGCAAGGUUAUGUUCUAGAUGGUUAUCCUAAAACUGAGAAACAAUUAGAAUCUUUGAAUGAAAUGAAUAUUCAACCAACUUUGAUGGUUAUAAUUGAUGUAGCUGACGACAUCAUUACAAGAAGACUUGUUUAAAGGAGAACUGAUCCAUUGACUGGAAUAAUUUACAAUUCAAUUGAUGAGGCUGGCAAGGAAGUGAGACCCAGAUUGAUCAUAGCUCCAAAUGAAAAAAGAGAAGUUGUGCAAACGAGAUUGAAGAGAUGGGAUGAUUUAAAAUAACUGAUAGAUGGAACUCCAAAAUAUGCUUCAAUCAUUUACAAAGUCUCAGGAGAGAAUCCUGUAGAUAAUAUGAUAGAAUCAGUAUGUUAUCAUUUGGAGAAAAUGAAUUGAUUUAUUAUUAAAAAUAAAUAUAGAUAUUUUAUC
Messenger RNA from Paramecium tetraurelia, 1395 nucleotides. RefSeq lists its product as uncharacterized. Gene Ontology annotation, molecular function: AMP kinase activity; ATP binding. The transcript is spliced from 5 exons. Gene Ontology annotation, biological process: nucleobase-containing compound metabolic process. The record is from RefSeq and is a predicted model, not a curated record. Gene Ontology annotation, cellular component: cytoplasm. NCBI's taxonomy places the organism in Eukaryota, Ciliophora, Oligohymenophorea, Peniculida, Parameciidae.